GUGGCCAGGUGCGCGGGGCGGCCGCGGGUCAGUGCGAGCGGAGCGAGCGGCGCCAUGGGUCCGAUCCCGGUGCUGCUGCUGGGCCUGAUCCUGGCCCCGAUCCUGGGCGCACAAGUGACCUACGCGCAGACAGGCACGUGCGGGACGCCGGCGGUGGUGGGCCGCAUCGUGGGCGGCGUGGCGGCGGCAGCGGGGCAGUGGCCGUGGCAGGCCAGCCUGGCACUCAACGGGCAGCACGUCUGCGGCGGGUCGCUGGUGGCGCCCAGCUGGGUGCUCACAGCUGCCCACUGCUUCCCCAACGAGCACAGCCUGGAGGAGUACGAGGUGCUGCUGGGCGCCUACCAGCUCUCCAAUCCGUCCUCCGAGGUGCAGGCGCGGGCCGUGGCCGAGGUGCUGAAGAACCCGGCCUACGAGGAGGGCGGGUCCAGCGGGGACCUGGCCCUGGUGCGGCUGCAGCUGCCGGUGGUCUACAGCCGCAGCGUACAGCCAAUCUGCCUGCCCGCCGCCAACCUCUCCUUCCCCAGCAACACCCUCUGCACCGUCACCGGCUGGGGCAACGUGCUCAGCACCACCAGCCUGUCCGCGCCCAAGACCCUGCAGCAGGUGGAGGUGCCGCUGAUCAGGGCCGGCGCCUGCCGCUGCAUGUACGCGCGUGUGCCCAGCGCGGACCCCCCCACCAUCAGUGAUGACAUGGUAUGCGCCGGCUACGCCCAGGGCCAGAAGGAUGCCUGCCAGGGUGACUCCGGGGGACCCCUGGCCUGCCGCGCUGGUGCAGCCUGGCUGCUGGAGGGGGUGGUGAGCUGGGGCGAGGCCUGCGGCGCCCCCGACCGCCCAGGGGUCUACGUACGCCCGGCCGCCCACGCUGCCUGGCUCCGCGCCCACCUGCCCGAUGUGGAGCUGGUGCCUGGCGAGAACGGGGGGGGCAUAGGGAUGGAUGAAGGGGGCAGUGAGUGCCCACGGCCUGGCCCGUAUGAUGGUGUCGAGGCCCAGCCGGGCUGGGCCCAGCCUCUGCCCCCCGGCCCCCAUGAUGGAGCCACCUGUCCUGGCCUGGCUGCCCAGCUGCUCCUGCUGCUGCUGCCGAGCGCCCUGCUCCUGGCCGAGCUGGCUCUAUAGGGGACCAGCCACCGAAGCCGGCGUCCGGGCUCCCCUGGUCUCACCACCCUCCUAGCUUCCACUCCGUGCCCAGAAAACCCAGGUGGCCAGAGGACCUGGCCCCCACCAGCCGCACCCUGGGAGACUCACCAAUCCCAGCCUGCUCCCGCUCCAUUUCCUCCUACCCCACUGCUAACACCAGUAGGGCAGCUUCUCUCAUCCCUCCCCCUUCCUGCUCGCCUCCCCCAGCUCCUACCAAUCAGAGCACCAAUGCCAGCCAGCUAUCCCACAGCUCACACCAGUGAGGGAACCCCUUUCAUCCCACUGCUCCCACCAAGCGGAGAAGUCCUCUCAUCCCACUGCAACCACCAGUGAGCAGCUUCUCUCAUGCCACUGCUCCCACCAACACUGUCCUUCCCUGCCCACGCCCAGCUCCCACCACUGGGGCAGCUCCUCUCACCCCCCCACCUUUAACCCCCAACCACCCCACUCUCCGCAGGGCGACUCCGGGGGACCCCUGGUCUGCCGCGCUGGCGCAGCCUGGCUGCUGGAGGGGGUGGUGAGCUGGGGCGAGGCCUGCGGCGCCCCCGACC
Alligator mississippiensis (American alligator) is the source of this 1685-nucleotide messenger RNA. Its product is annotated as prostasin. Lineage: Eukaryota; Metazoa; Chordata; Crocodylia; Alligatoridae. The transcript is spliced from 6 exons. The record is from RefSeq and is a predicted model, not a curated record. Gene Ontology annotation, molecular function: serine-type endopeptidase activity. Gene Ontology annotation, biological process: proteolysis. Bases 55 to 1113 code for a protein of 352 amino acids.